Myripristis murdjan (pinecone soldierfish) is the source of this 2198-nucleotide messenger RNA. RefSeq names its product inactive phospholipase D5. The transcript has 10 exons. The coding region runs from base 1 to 1863 and encodes 620 amino acids. The record is from RefSeq and is a predicted model, not a curated record. Lineage: Eukaryota; Metazoa; Chordata; Actinopteri; Holocentriformes; Holocentridae. Gene Ontology annotation, molecular function: catalytic activity.
AUGGAGCUGCGAGGGAGCCGUGGGCCCAUGGGUGGCCUGGACCUGAAGGGGCAGGGGUUGGGGGUGUGCAGCCCAGGCACCGGGCUACCGGCAAGCUCCGUCUACAUGACAGUGCAGCAGCAGGACUACUCAGCCAGCGUCUGGCUCCGCAGGAAGGAAAAACUGGAACAUUCUCAGCAGAAGUGCAUUGUGAUCUUUGCUUUGGUGUGCUGCUUUGCUGUUCUGGUGGCGUUGAUUUUUUCAGCGGUGGACAUCUGGGGUGAAGAUGAGGAUGGGAUCACAGAGGAAAACUGCAGCAAGGACUGCGGUGUUGUGCUUGUUGAGCAUAUUCCAGAGGAUGUCUCCUUUUUAGACAAUGGUACAUCCCAUCUCCCACUCUCUGUGGGGCUCCACAACUUACUGGACCGUGCCACCCGAGCUGUGGAGAUAGUCUCCCCACUGUGGCUCCUCAACUCCUCCGAUUAUGAAUCAAGUUUCCAGCCUGCUGCCAGGCAGGGCAGGGCUCUCCUGUCCAGGCUGCAGGGGCUGAAGGAUAAAAAAAUCCAGCUGAAGAUCUCCAGUGGGAUAUUCGACUCGCCCGAGCUCAAAGCACUUGCCAGACACGGUGCUGAGAUCCACUACGUGAACAUGACAGCGCUGACCAAGGGCAACCUCCACUCCUCCUUCUGGGUGGUUGACAGGAAGCACCUCUACAUUGGCAGUGCCAGCAUGGACUGGAGGUCCCUGGCCACGAGGAAGGAGCUGGGUGUGUUGGUGUUGGACUGCAGCUGUCUGGCGUUGGACCUGCACAGGGUCUUCAGCCUCUACUGGGGGCUCCAAUAUAAAGACUUCAUCCCCUCCUUUUGGUCCAAGCGCCUCUUUGCCCUCUUCAACAGAGAAGCACCUCUGAACCUGACACUCAACGGCACCAGAGCUCUGGCCUACGUCUCUAGCUCCCCGAAUGUGUUCAUCCCUAAAGAUCGGAGCAAUGACCUGGAAGCAAUCUCCAGGGUGAUCCAGGAGGCCCACCACUUCAUAUACAUCUCCAUCACUGACUACCUGCCCCUCCUCAACAGCAAAGACCCCAGGUACUGGUCUCAUAUUGAUGGCAUUAUCCGCGAGGCUCUGAUCCUCAGGAAGGUGCGGGUGCGUCUGCUGAUAAGUUGCCGGGAACAGACUCACCCGCUCACCUUCAACUUCGUCUGGUCACUCAGGAGCCUGUGUAUGGAGCAGGCCAACUGCUCGCUGGAGGCUAAGUUCUUCACCCCCAGAGAGCGAAGGGAUGGCAGCCUGCAGGGGGUCAACCACAACAGGUUUAUGGUGACAGAGAACGCCAUUUAUUUAGGUAACCUCAACUGGGUGGGAAAUGAGUUUACCUUCAACGCCGGCGCAGGUCUGGUGAUCAGCCAGGCAGAGGGCAUAAAGGAGAGGAACUCUACAAUAGUGGAGCAGCUACGAGCUGCGUUUGAGAGGGACUGGUUUUCACGUUACACCCGCUCCCUGCAGACCAAUAAGAUCCCUGUGUGCAACAAGCACCAGAUGAACAGGCUGGUGCCAAUCAAAACCAGCCACUUAGACAGCGGGCUGGUGCAUGGUCCUGCACCAAUGAGGAACACUCCCAAAGACAAUGGACACUUGCCAAUUAAGACAAAUCACCAUGACAACAGACCAGAACUCGGCAAAAUUAGUCAACAAGACGCAGCCAAAGGACUGAAGCCAAUUAUAGGCGGUCACCAAGAGAGAGGACAGGUCAAAAUGAGUCACCUUGACAGUGGACAUGUGCAAAUCAAAAUCAAUAACCAUGACAACCAAAUGGAACCACUGGCAUCCAGCCAAUCAGCAGAGAGCAGCGGCAGCAGAGAAAUCCCCAAUGGGUCCCUGUGACCGCAAAGCAUUAUGGUUCUAACCUCCCUUUCACUGAAUGAUGUUUGGAGAAUUUCUUUCUUCCAGCAACUUACAACAGACUUACACUGGGUCUUUGUAGCAUUUUAUUAUUGUCCUUUUGUAACACACAAAGGAAUUUGAAGAUUCAAGUAAUAUCUGUUCCAGAUAAUAGCUAGAAGGAGGACACACACGGAACAACUCAGGUUGGACAGUAAAUCCUCCGUUGAGGUUUGGCACUUUUAAGGGAUUCUUAAAGGACUGAACCAAAACUUUGGGACUGCUGAGACUGAAAAUUAGGACUGGGUCGAUUGUAAAUCUUCAGAUAAGAUGAAGGA